AUAACUAGUUCUUUUUUAUGUUUGGCCUUUAUAGAAAAUUCGGUGGUCGAUGUCGAUCAUUAUAUUUACUUUCAAUACUAACUUAUUUUUAAGCAUACAAUUUUUAUUUGUGUUAAUUACUUGUGCGUUAAACUGAACCAAUUCAUUUAUCAUACAACUUAGAAUGUCUGAACUUCAGUCAUCUUUACUGUUAAAAAAACAAUUGGCAGAACUAAACAAGAAUCCAGUGGAAGGAUUCUCCGCUGGUUUAAUUGAUGAGAAUGAUAUAUUUCGCUGGGAAGUUUUAAUAAUUGGACCGCCAGAUACACUGUACUAAACUAAGUACCUUCCUUUAAACGUGUACUUACUAAAAGACGAUCAUGAGUUCACCACCUUUGUUGGCCAAGGCCGCCUGUCAGGACCGUCUUCAGGAAUGUUUUUCAAUCGGUUAAUUAUAACCUACUGUUCACCAAGCGAAGGAGGAUUCUUUAAAGCUCAUCUUUACUUUCCUAAAGAAUAUCCGUUGCGUCCUCCUCGAAUGAAGUUUGUUACAGAAAUUUGGCACCCAAAUAUUGAGAAGAAUGGAGAUGUCUGUAUUUCUAUUUUACAUGAGCCUGGAGACGAUAAAUGGGGCUACGAAAAAGCAUCGGAGCGCUGGUUACCCGUGCAUACAGUGGAGACUAUCUUGAUAUCUGUAAUAUCAAUGCUGGCCGAUCCGAACGAUGAGUCUCCAGCAAACGUAGAUGCUGCCAAGGAAUGGCGAGAAUCCUAUACCGACUUUAAACGCAAAGUUGCUCGCUGCGUCAGAAAAAGUCAGGAGGAGUGCUCGUGAAGCGGCCCGCCCUAUAUUUGUAUAUUUAUAUUAAACAUUUUAUACAUUAAAAGGAUUAACUUAAAUAUGU
Messenger RNA from Drosophila melanogaster (fruit fly), 881 nucleotides. RefSeq lists its product as uncharacterized. The transcript is spliced from 4 exons. Gene Ontology annotation, biological process: protein modification by small protein conjugation. The record is from RefSeq and is marked reviewed. The coding region runs from base 413 to 811 and encodes 132 amino acids. Gene Ontology annotation, molecular function: ubiquitin conjugating enzyme activity; ligase activity. NCBI's taxonomy places the organism in Eukaryota, Metazoa, Arthropoda, Insecta, Diptera, Drosophilidae.